AUGGGAAACAAAAACUCUAACACAAGAUCGCAGAGCCAAGGCCCCAACCAACAGCCCCAGAUUUUAGUACAGCAACAUCAGCAACGAAUGAAUCGUCGAGCUUCUGAAUUCAAGUCAAGGUCCAGUGAUCUACCAGGUGAGUCUUUAUAUGUAAUAUCAUUACUCUUUAACUUUUAUCAAAUUUAUAAUAAUCAAUAAUUUUAUCAACCAUCUCUCAAUGUAAUCACUGCCAUUUUAAUUGAAUUCUCGACAGUUUCAGACCGUCCCUCCCUCACCGUGCCAGACACUUCUCGAGUCAAUCGUAAGUUGCCCUUUUCUAAUUGACUCUGCUUUAGGGCGUCGCUGGUCAAGCACGGCGGUUGUGAUGCAGAGAAACAGCACGACUAAGCCUAAGAGGUUAGCCCCCAGGCAACGAAAUCUGAUUAUCAAAUCUUGGAGUAAGACCAACAAAAACAAAGUGGGCAAGGAUAUUUUCUACGGUAAUGUUUAUCGAGUUGUUUUUACUGUGCUAUGAGAUUGCUUACUUGUUUUACUGCAUUUUAGCGUUAUUUACUUGUGUAUUUUACUGUUUUAUAGUGUUAUUUACUUGUUAAUCCUGCUUUAUCUUAUUCUUUGGUCAAAAAAAUAGUAGAAGAAGUAAAACGAAGUACCAAGUUUACAGAAAAGAAAACUAUGUAAACUUAUUAUAUCACUAAAUUUAAAAAAAAUUUUUUUUAUAUAAUAUGUUACCUAAUUUAAAAGAAAUUUAAGUCAAAUUUAACCCUCCUUUAUGUUACUACUUUCGACUCAUUAGUAGUAAACGUUUAACAAUGUUAUACUGUUGACUUUCAGCCAUUUUCUCCGAAGCCGAGGAAUUGAAGCCAAUUUUCGGAAUCAACUCGGCUUACAGAAGCAAAAAACUCCGAAAUGACCCCAAAUUCAUUUCACAUUCGGACCUGUUCAUCGACACUUUCGACUUUGUCAUCCGCAACCUGGACGACAUCAGUAUGGUGACAGAGAAUGCCGAGCAGUUAGGAAAGUAGGUGGUCGAAAAGUUGAUAGAAGCACUAAAAAAGUUGAAAUUGGGCAAAUUAUGCAAAUUUUUUUAAAUUUAAAAAACAGUUAUAAGACCCCAAAUAGCGUGUCAUAACAUCAAAAAUUUAAUUCGAAAAAAUGGCGCAACUUUAUUCUGUUUAAAACUAAAAUAUUGUCUGAACUUCAGAAUCCUGUUUUCAGAAAACACGCAAAUCUGAAGAUCAAAGACUUCAAAACCGAGUAUUGGCACAUCUUCACCGAGUGUAUCGUGGAGAACAUUACAAAGGAGAUGGACAAAGAAACCCAAAUUGCCUGGAGGCAAUUAGUGCUCACCCUCACUUUCUAUAUGAAGUAAUUAUCUUGUUAUUGUAUCCCAAAUUAGGUCAAAAGACUACACUAAUCUUUGUAGAACUAUUAUUUCUAAAAUAAUAUUAUUUUAGGCUGGGAUUCGAACGAGAAACUCUGAGAAUCAGCAGAGACAACACCAAAAAGUACAGUAUCUCCCCAGAACUACGAGACUUUCCAGUUAUGUUAUUGCCUUGA
Molecule: messenger RNA, 1557 nt
Organism: Bursaphelenchus okinawaensis
Lineage: Eukaryota; Metazoa; Nematoda; Chromadorea; Rhabditida; Aphelenchoididae
Source: the annotation of a GenBank genome assembly